This is a messenger RNA of Zea mays, 2991 nucleotides long. Its product is annotated as actin. The transcript has 5 exons. Lineage: Eukaryota; Viridiplantae; Streptophyta; Magnoliopsida; Poales; Poaceae. Bases 1120 to 1854 code for a protein of 244 amino acids. The record is from RefSeq and is a predicted model, not a curated record.
GACAGGUAUCUAGCAGGUCACUUAAGAAGGCCAUUGGAUUCAAAACUCAUGUACGCUACUGUGACACAUUGAUGGUCCUGAAGUUGUGGAUAAUGUCAAAGGUUCCCUUUAGAUCAAGGUAACUUCUAGGUCCCUUUGUCUAGAUUAUACACGUAUACUGUGUGUUUGAGAAAUAUAUUUGAGCCAUAAAUUUGUUAUGCAAAACUGAAGCAUAAUCGCUUAGUUGUCAUCCUAUCUCUACUCCUCCUUAUGUUUGUAUCGUAUGCGUCCACAUUCGAGGAUGGUGCACGGUUCUAAUGCCUUGUCUGUUCUAAUGCCUUGUCUAUUCUAAUACUUUGUCUGUUCUAAUACUUUGUCUGUUCUGAUGCCUUGCCUGUUGGGAGUGCUCUAUCUAAUGCCUUGCUUGUUGUCCGUUCUGAUGCCUGUUGUCUGUUCUAAUGCCUGUUCUCUGUGAACUGUCUUUGUCUGUUUCGGUGGAUGCUGCCGGCGUGAAGCACUGGCCACCGGGUGCUGCACGUCAACGGCCAACAGGGGCACCGUGCAGGUGGGCAGAAGCAGCCAGCGACAACAGUAGGGCACAGGGAUGUAUAUGGACCUUCCAAAUACACUAGACUUUUGCAAGCAACCAAAGAUACUCUCAGAGAAGAAGCUUGCUAAGAUUGUCAAUCAAGGAAAAUUGGUGUCUCAUGAGAUCAUCAUAAAUCUCCUGUCAAGACGCCUGGAAGAGGGAGAAGAAAAGGGUGAAUUGGGGUUCAUCCUUGAUGGCUUUCCUCGAACCAUGAGACAAGCGAUAAGCUAAUUAUUUGACCUGACCAUAAGUAUGCAAAAACAAACACUUGCCUUUGAUCAGGAAGCAUUUUUCACUUGCUUUCGUUAACGAAAUGGCCUGAUCUGUGGUUUGGUGGUCAAUGCCAUGUUUAUUUAUUACUGUCUUAUGCUGGGAGCAAAAUAGAAACAGAGAAUAGCUUCAAUUGAUGCCUUUUAGAACGGAUUCUGUAGAGCAACUCAUGGAUACUUUCUGCUUGUUUUAACAAACGCGGCAUCGGGCGAGCUCUGGUGUAGGUAGAAAAUGGCCGAUGUCGAGGAUAUCCAGCCCCUUGUCUGCGACAAUGGAACUGCAUGGUCAAGGCUGGGUUCGCUGGCGACGACGCCCCGAGGGUCGUCUUCCCCAGCAUCGUGGGGCGCCCGCGCCACACUGGUGUCAUGGUCGGGAUGGGGCAGAAGGACGCCUACGUCGGUGACGAGGCGCAGUCCAAGAGGGGUAUCUUGACCCUUAAGUACCCCAUCGAGCACGGGAUCGCCAGCAACUGGGACGACAUGGAGAAGAUCUGGCAUCACACCUUCUACAACGAGCUCCGCGUGGCUCCCGAGGAGCACCCCGUCCUCCUCACCGAGGCGCCCCUGAACCCCAAGGCUAAGAGGGAGAAGAUGACCCAGAUCAUGUUUGAGACCUUCAACACCCCCGCUAUGUACGUCGCCAUCCAGGUCGUGCUCUCUCUGUAUGCCAGUGGUCGUACCACAGGUAUCGUGCUCGACUCGGGAGAUGGUGUGAGCCACACCGUCCCCAUCUACGAGGGAUACACCCUCCCCCACGCCAUCCUUCAUCUUGACCUGGCCGGUCGCGACCUCACCGACUGCUCAUUUGCGCUAGACUGUGUUUGUUCAAAAGAUAUUAUUCAAAAUUUAACUGAAAGAUUUUAUUUGUUGCACAAUUAUUGUAUUGCUUUGUUUGUUGAAUAUUAUUUGCUUGGUGAUGGGCUGCUGUUGCUGCUAGCAGGAUUGAGAACGGAUGGGCUGCAAUCUAUUGUUGGUGCCUGGUAUCAGAGGGUGCACCUGUUCACAAUCUUGAGGUGAGAAUACCGAAACUGUCUAAGAGACUUCUCGAGGUGAGAAUACCGAAACUCUCUUAAUUAGAGGUGUGUAGUAAUUACACAAUAACAUUAUCAAUCUUAAUUAUUUAUCUGAUUCCUAGCCAUUGCUGCCGCCUCAGCCCGCGCUCGACCACCGCCGCCGCUACUUCAAGCAGUUAACUUAGCUGUGGGGUAAAAUGAUUGGUUAGCGAUCUUUUCUACUUUUAUAUACUGUCUGCAUAGUACACAGUAGGUACAUAUAACUUAUCUUUAUCUUUCUCCUCUUUUCUUUUGACAUGAUCAAAUAAGCUUCUGUUAUAGGCCAUUAAGCAUUCAAGUCUAUAGUAUCCAAAAUGCAACAUAUGUUAUUUGAAUUUAACUGAAAAAGCACAUAUGUUAUUUGAAUUCAGAAUCGUACCAGUUUAAACAUUUUCUCAGUUAUAGGCCAUUAAGCAUUCAAGUCUAUAGUAUCCAAAAUGCAACCAGACCAUACAUUUCUGAUGUGAACCAGUGCUGGUUGUGGUUGGAGAAGCUUGUGCCACAAACCAAACAUGUUCAUAUCGUGGCCGUUUCGGCCAUAUGUUGGGCCAUCUAGAAAUCAAGGAAUAGAAUGUGCUUUGAGAAUAUUCUAAUUAAAUCACCUAAUGAAAUUAUCUGCCAUGCGAGUGCUCUGAUGAUUUCAUCGGUAGGUUUGAGCAAAAGGGAGCUGCAGCCUGCAGGGCUUGAUUCAAGAAGGUGCAAAGCUGCUGGUCUGGGCAGCGAGUGUAACGUUGGAUGCUCGUGUUGUCGAUCAAGUGGAAGAGGAUAAUGAUGAUACAGAGAGUUAAAAGUUUGGUAUAGUGAUCAACUUUCCGGUGGAAGCCCGACGAGGAUUGUCUACUUCUGGAUCUUGGCCGUGUAGCUUUGUUCUACUUCUCUUGUGAUGUUCUUGUUCGAGUAUAAGGUCUACAAUGGCAUAAUGCUUGUACCAUCUUUUUCUGUGGUAACUUAUUUUUUUCUCAUGCAGUGCAUGUGACUUGAAACUUUGUUAAGACAUAGUUUGUGAAAGGGAAAAUGAUCCAAUAUUUUCUAUAGUCGAUUUUGGUAUUUGACGUCCAUCACAAACGAUUAUGAACAGAAGCUAUGUACUUGUCUGCAUUUU